AUGGAUCGUCUGUCGUCUUCCGCAGGAUCGUCGUCUUGGCGAAGUACCUUUGAGGUGUCUGCCAGGACCCAGAAGCCAAUAAAGCGGUUCAAGGAGUUCCAUACCGUCGAUUGGGUCCAGGAAGCGCUCGUGGAAAACAAGAAGUACUACGAUGCCAUCCGUCCCAGAACGCACGGCGAGAACCCUUCCACCGACAGAUGGAACACCCUUAGGACAAAGUUUGUUACCUCGAUUCAGAACUGGCUUGCUCUCACUCUUAUGGGGGUGUGUAUCGGCCUGAUCGCAGCGGCCAUCAACAUCAUCACAGAAUGGCUUGGAAACUUUAAAAGGGGAUAUUGCCAGUCGAAUCUCUAUCUCAACAAGGAAUUCUGCUGCUGGAGCGAGGAAGGAAGGUGUUCCAAAUGGCAGCCGUGGUCCAGCAACUCGUUUCUCCAGUACCUCAUAUUCAUUUUAAUUUCUGUCAUGUUCGGGAGUAUCGCAGCUCUUCUCUGCAAGGCUUUCGCGCCCACAGCAGCUGGAUCAGGGAUCUCCGAGGUCAAAUGCAUUGUUUCUGGAUUUGUUAUGGACGGGUUCCUUGGAUGGCAAACGCUCAUCAUCAAAUCGGUCGCUCUUCCACUGGUGAUUGCAUCUGGCUUGAGCGUGGGUAAAGAAGGCCCUAGCGUUCAUUAUGCUGCGUGCGUGGGUAACGUGAUUCCAAAGCUGUUCAAGCGGUUCAGCCGAUCGUACGUCUCGCUGUCGCAGUUCCUGACUGCUGGUUCGGCAGCUGGCGUUGCCGUGGCAUUUGCGUCGCCAAUCGGUGGAGUUUUAUUUUCCAUAGAGGAAAUCAGCUCCAACUUCAAACUAUCCACGCUCUGGAAAAGUUAUUACUGUGCAUUGAUAGCGACUGGAACGCUUUCGGCCAUGAACCCGUUCCGUACGGGCCAGAUCGUGCUGUUUGAAGUGAAGUAUGACUCAGAUUGGAAAUAUUUUGAGAUUCCACUAUUUGUCGUCCUUGGGAUAUUUGGAGGUGUCUAUGGAAUUCUGGUUGCAAAAUUUAAUAUUAAAUGGGUGGCCUUUAGACAGAAGUACCUCGCCAAUUACGCUAUAAGAGAGGUUAUGAUCCUGUGUUUGCUGACAUCGGCCAUUGGCUAUUUCAACGAGUUUCUGCGACUGGAAAUGACCGAGGGAAUGCAAAUUCUAUUCCACGAAUGCGGCGGAGAGUUUGACCACUCUCUGUGCAAAAUAGACCAGCAUUUAAGCUCAAAGCUAAAGUUUUUCGCCAGUCUGUUCUAUGCUACUGUUUUGCGUGUGGUGCUGGUGGUAGUCUCGUACGGAUGCAAGGUUCCAUGUGGUAUAUUUGUUCCGUCCAUGGCCGCAGGUGCCACUUUUGGACGCGCAAUAGGCUUGCUUGUGGAGACGUUCAAUCCGUGUGUGAACACCGACUCGGGCAAGUGUAUCAUCUCCGGCACGUAUGCAUUUCUUGGCGCGGCAGCCGCGCUAAGCGGGAUUACACACCUGACUCUCGCAGUGGUCGUCAUAAUGUUUGAGCUCACCGGUGCAAUCAAGUACAUUGUGCCCACAAUGAUUGUUGUUGGGGUGACUAAAAUCAUCAAUGACCGCUGGGGGAUUGGUUGUGGAGGCAUUGCAGACCAGAUGAUCAAAUUCAACGGCAUCCCAUUUUUGGACCCAAAGGAAGAGCACGAUUUUGGGCCGCACAGCAUUUCGGACUGUAUGACCGACCAGGUAGUUGUGCUUCCUGUCUCUGGAUAUACGUACCGUGAUGUUGAGCACCUUCUCGCAGAAACGAGUUUUCAAAGCUACCCGGUCGUUGCUGAAAACGAGUCUGUGGUGACAGGCAUCAUCAAGCGGUCGCAGCUGCUGGCAGGGCUGAAUUACCACAAACAAUUACGCCAUUUGGAAAUACCGCUGGACACGCCGGUGAAUUUCUCGUCAACACUUCCGCAAGACCAGCAAGACGUCCUCUCGUUCGGGCGCUUUGUCGACACCCAAUAUUAUCGGGUCAACAUCAACAGCUCCUUCAACACGCUGGUAAAUAUCUUCAUGAAACUGGGCCCAAAGCUCGUCAUUGUCGAGGACGGAGGCAGGAUGGCGGGAAUCAUAUGUCGCAAGGAUCUGAUCAAAUUCGAGCUGUACCUUCACCGGCUAGAACAUGGCGACCCAUUUGUCUCGGCUAAAGAUGAGAAAGUGUUUGCAUUGAUGGUGAACUUGGCAUCGAAAGUGCGCCAUAAAAUACUUGCAUUGGUCGGCCGCAAGCCGCAGCCAUACGUCACGCUGGAUCUGGAUGAGUGA
Molecule: messenger RNA, 2289 nt
Organism: Ogataea parapolymorpha DL-1
Lineage: Eukaryota; Fungi; Ascomycota; Pichiomycetes; Pichiales; Pichiaceae
Product: GEF1 Chloride channel localized to late- or post-Golgi vesicles involved in iron metabolism
Exons: 1
Coding region: 1-2289 (762 amino acids)
Biological process (GO): transmembrane transport; chloride transport; intracellular iron ion homeostasis
Cellular component (GO): early endosome; membrane; fungal-type vacuole
Molecular function (GO): voltage-gated chloride channel activity
Source: RefSeq, a predicted model, not a curated record